Helicoverpa zea (corn earworm) is the source of this 1783-nucleotide messenger RNA. Its product is annotated as recQ-mediated genome instability protein 1-like. Lineage: Eukaryota; Metazoa; Arthropoda; Insecta; Lepidoptera; Noctuidae. Gene Ontology annotation, biological process: double-strand break repair via homologous recombination; resolution of meiotic recombination intermediates. The record is from RefSeq and is a predicted model, not a curated record. The coding region runs from base 210 to 1688 and encodes 492 amino acids. Gene Ontology annotation, molecular function: nucleotide binding. Gene Ontology annotation, cellular component: RecQ family helicase-topoisomerase III complex; nuclear body. The transcript has 7 exons.
GUUGUUUUUGACAGUUUUGUUUAUAAAUAGUGGGAAAUACUAAAAUCUUCGUAAAACUUUUAAUUUAAACCGUGUCUUAAAGCAUUACCCUUUGCAUGUUAACACGUAACUAAGAUUAAUUUGUAGGCCCUUUUAGAAAUACACUUAUCAAGAGCAAACGCCCUGCAGAAUUGGUAUGUCGAGUAAAACAGACUAUUCCGAGUGCAAGCAUGUCAACAUCACUUGUGAAUUCAGUACGCCAAUACCUUGCCUCGCAUUACAUGUAUGUUGUUGACGAUUGGCUAGCCGGUUGUGUAGAAUAUUUAUCAGAAGAUACUGAAAAUAACUACACUGAAGCGGAUAUAAAAAACCUGGCUAAAGAACAAUGGUUGCUUAAUGACUUGAAGGAUAUAUGUCCCGGAUCUCUUCCUGCCAACCUGAAGGGUGAGAUGAAGACCGUUCUCAAUGGGAAGUUUGUACUGCAAAUCAAUGCUGUUAUAGAUAUUGGCACCCCAGCAUACCAGCAGUACUUGAAGCUGCAGAGAGUGAACAUGGAGAAUGUUGAGGCCACCACCAACUAUGAAGAUAAGAUCUCUAGUCACAGAAUGCUAAAGUUGUACUUAACUGAUGGAGUUCAAGAGAUUUGUGGAUUGGAAUACAAACCUAUGAGGAAUUUAAGUGCUGAUAUUACCCCAGGCUGCAAAAUACUUAUAAAAGGUCCAGUAGACUGCCGGCGAGGACAGCUGCUGCUUACAGAAAGUGCAAUAGAACUAUUAGGGGGAGAGGUCCAGGAAAUUUCUGUGUCCAACUCCCUUGCUGGACAACUGUCUACUAAGUUAGGAUUACCUAUGACCCAAGAACCAGACCCCAACACAACAAUCAGCAUCUCAAGAAACACAAACAUACCAACACCACAUACAACAAUGCCUCCAGCAUUCGUUCAACCAGCGCCAAUAUUUGAUCAAAGUAAUCACCAACAUUCAAACAACAUCAACCAACAUCCAAACAAUCUGGACCAACAGCCAAACUUUGCAGAUGAUGACAUAGACAUCGACCAACUAGCGGCUUUAGAAGAACAGUUAAUAGAUAACCCUGGCAAAAGACCACUAAUUACUGAAACCACACACACAGAAAAGAGAUUUAAAACUGACACAGUAAACCAAUCAGACGAUUACCCGGACGACAAUGACAUAUUUUUCAAUGAAGAUGAAGAUUAUUUGAGAGAAAUAGAAGCUGAAAUUGGCGGCAACAUUCCUCAAAAUACGGAAAAUAAUAAAGUACUUUCUGAACCAUUUAUGUAUUUAAAACAGAUUAAAGAAAUGAGUGACAGUGAUAAACUUGGGAAGAUUUUCAAAAUCAAAGGGCAGGUGAUGAGUUUGUUAUCAAAAUUGUCUGUAAGUAAGGAAGGUUGGAGUUUGAAAUGUACCAUUGUGGAUGGUACAGAUAGUUUAGAUGUGGAAUUUACGAGUGAUGUGCUUUCAAAACUGGUGGGGUAUACGCCGCAGGAGAUGAACGCGAUUAAGAAGCAGAUGGCGACGAAGCCGGAGUUGAAGGAAAAGGCUAUUUCGGCCCUGCUGAAAGCGAAAGAAAGCCUACAAGUGCUAUACUGUAUAAUAGAGCUGACCAUACAAGAAGUGCCUAGAAUAACAGACCUCAUACCAUUUGAUGCUACGCACAUUGAUCAACUGAACAGGAGAGUGAAUAGCUGAUUGUUAUUACCCAACUGUAAAGAAGGGUUAUUUUAUAGAUAUUGUUAGUUAAGUACCAAGUGAAAGGAAAUAAAUGAAUUUAUUAUUUUGUUAUA